UUUUUUUAGUCAUAAUUGAAUUUCUAAAGAUAAUGGUUAACGGUGAAGUCAAGGAGAUAGCGGUAUUUUUUAGAAAGAUAUUUGGAAUGCCGUCUGGUGAUGCAUUGUUAACAUUGUCAAGAUUGGAAAGGAUGUUAAAGAUUUCUUGUGGAAUUAUGUCAAUAAAUGAUAGGGAAUGGGCUUGAGAAAUAUUGAUAUCGUCAUUGGAAAAUAUUGUAGAAUUAAAGACCGAUUGGAACUGUUUAGCCAGUU
Messenger RNA from Meloidogyne enterolobii, 252 nucleotides. The record is from the annotation of a GenBank genome assembly. Lineage: Eukaryota; Metazoa; Nematoda; Chromadorea; Rhabditida; Meloidogynidae.